GCGCCUGUCGAUCCGGAAGUGCUUCUCCUUGGGCGUCUGACACGUAGCGUCUGAGCGAGCGGAGGGGUGAGGGGUCUUCGCGGGGUUGCGGCCGCCGGACGUGCGCGUAGCGAAGGGGGUCUGGUGCCCGGGCCUGAAGACAGAUUGCAAUGUCUGGGUUCGACAACUUCAAUACAGAUUUCUAUCAAACAAGUUACAGCAUUGAUGAUCAAGCACAGUCCUAUGGAGGAGACUAUGCAGGAGGAACAUACAACAAACAGUAUGCUGGCUACGACUAUUCUCAGCAAGGCGGAUACGUCCCUCCAGAGAUGAUGCAGCCACAACAGCCUUACACUGGCCAGAUUUUUCAGCCAACGCAAACAUACACUCCAUCCUCCCCACAGUCCUUCUAUGGAAGCAAUUUUGAAGAUGAGCCACCCUUACUAGAAGAACUAGGAAUCAAUUUUGACCACAUCUGGCAGAAAACUCUUACAGUAUUGCACCCGUUAAAAGCAGCAGAUGGCAGCAUAAUGAAUGAAACUGAUAUGGCAGGGCCCAUGGUCUUCUGCCUAGCCUUUGGUGCCACAUUAUUGCUGGCUGGCAAAAUUCAGUUUGGCUAUGUGUAUGGGAUUAGUGCAAUCGGAUGCUUAGGAAUGUUCUGUCUCCUGAAUUUAAUGAGCAUGACGGGCGUUUCGUUUGGCUGUGUUGCCAGUGUGCUAGGAUACUGUCUCCUUCCUAUGAUCAUACUUUCCAGCUUUGCAAUUGUAUUUUCUCUACAGGGUAUGAUGGGAGUUAUUCUUGCUGCUGGAAUUAUUGGAUGGUGUAGCUUUUCAGCUUCCAAAAUCUUCAUUUCAGCCUUGGCAAUGGAAGGACAACAACUUUUAGUAGCAUAUCCCUGUGCUUUAUUAUAUGGAGUCUUUGCCCUCAUUUCUGUGUUUUGAGCUGACUUAUCCUUAUUGUUGGACUUAAAUGGGCCAAACUGAAAAAGCCUUCACUUUUGAGACACUUAAAACUGGGACCAGAAACCAGCUCUUAGUCACUAUCAUGCAAGGUUAAUGCUUGAAUUGUCGUCUGGAGCAACAAAAACAAACAAGCCUUUUGUGUUCCUUUUUAUAGGACUCUUGAAUACGGUUUUGAACUGUCCUGUAAUGUCUAUACCUUUAAUACAGGUUCAUGAUUAUACUGUUUAAAAUGUAACAUUUCUUUCCCAGUCCAACAGCCUCUGGCAAAAUAUUAUUAUUUUGAAAACUUUUGUAGUUCAGAAGUUUUUAUAGAUAAGAGGAAAUGAAACCAUGAACCUUACAGUUGCUUUCCCAUGGCAGCAUGCAACUACAAUCCUAAACAAAAGAUAUACAUUCCUUUUUUUUCUACCAGUUUAGCAAACUAGGAAACUAUCUCAAUAAAACCUGAUCUUGAAGCAAAGCAGAAUGAGUCCCACAUAUAACUUUUGAAGAGUUUACAGCACCAAUUUAGAUGAUGUUUUUGUUUACAGUAAAUGGUCCAAAAGGCUUUCCAGGCUCAAAGCUACCGCAUUUAUAAAUGUUUCAGUUUGUAUGUAUUUUGUAAAUAGCUCUAUCAUAAUUGUAUAAAUCUGAGAUGUUCACUUUCAUACUAAAAAAUCAAGAAUAGACUUUCAAAUGGUUCCCCAAAAAACAACCUGUUUCAGAAAGCAGUUUGGAUGAAUGUUGUCCUACACCAAUUAAAUUGUCCCCAAAUUGCUCUUUGAAAGUGUUUCAAUUUGACCAUUAACAAUAUAUCUUCCCAGUAAUGUUGUCCAGCCUUGAAUAACAAAAAAAAGCCUCAUUUAUUCAAAGGAGGAUUUGUUCCUAUUGAGCAAAUGCUAUAUUUCAAUCACAGCGUGCUUGUAUCCAAUGUGCUUUAUCCAAAGACAUCCCUGCAUGAAUGGAGCAUAGCACAGGGCUUCGCCUUCCUCUCCUAUCCCCUUGCACCCCCAUGUGUGCUGACAAAAUCUGCUUCAGAGGUUUGGGGAACCCUUGAGCAGAUUUUGGGGUCUCUGGGAGCUGCUGGAGAGGAAGGUGAAGUUGCUCAUGCCAAAUGUUGGAUUGCACUAAUGGCGUUUUAUAAUUAGGCUUCUUAAUUGUAAAGCAAGUGUUGGAAUCCUAUCCAAAAUGACAAACAAGUACUUACUUCACAUGAAAAACUUGCAUGUCUCUGAGAAAGUAAUAAUUUUGUCAUCCUUUGUUGAGAAAUGGAAGUAGCUAACAGUAUCUCGCAAGUCUUAAUUUUGUCAUAGUGGUACAGAUUUUGAGUAUCCCAUUGGAUAAUAUCGGUGAACCAGUGUAACUUAACAAAUCAGCCUCCUUGUCAGCAAAUACCUGGUCAUACACUAGUUUUUGCUCCUUUCCAUGCCUCUGCACAAUUCUCCAUAUGAUCUGUUUUCAUGUAGCCCACAGUUGUUGGCUCAACACUUUAAAUAAAUGUUGUGCAAGAAAUUCAGAUAACUUUGCACAUUUAAAUCUUG
This is a messenger RNA of Podarcis raffonei (Aeolian wall lizard), 2461 nucleotides long. RefSeq names its product Yip1 domain family member 5 (gene YIPF5). The record is from RefSeq and is a predicted model, not a curated record. Lineage: Eukaryota; Metazoa; Chordata; Lepidosauria; Squamata; Lacertidae. Gene Ontology annotation, cellular component: trans-Golgi network; membrane. Bases 150 to 920 code for a protein of 256 amino acids. Gene Ontology annotation, biological process: endoplasmic reticulum to Golgi vesicle-mediated transport; vesicle fusion with Golgi apparatus; regulation of ER to Golgi vesicle-mediated transport. The transcript has 6 exons.